UACCUAAUAAAUACAGACGCUUCUAAGCGUUCCGGCCUUCGCCUGCCUCCCCUCAUAGGUGGCAUGGCCCCAUGAGUCCAGAUACUCUUCACCAGUUCUUCAGUGUCCUGUCUCUUUACUUCUUGGAUCCUGCACUUCAGCACAACAUAAGGGACACCUCACAACCCUGUGGGGCCCAACAGCCCUACAGUGGACAAAGCUUGUACCUAGAGCUGGAUCUCCUCGUGUGCAGGUUUUGGGAAGAUGUGUUUGUCACGGUAGGAGAGAGAGAGAGACUAUUCUCUCUGUAGACGGUGCUGAGCGGGAAGAAAGCCCACGGGAAGCUUAGACUGAAGCUGCAGGACCCUUUGGCUCCUCGGCCUCUGGACCUACAAAACCCAGAGUGGCGGCGAGCGCUGAGCCAAUCAGGUGCUGCGCCUCGGCCGGCCGUGCGGGGGGUGUGGCACCGUGUAAGCGGAAACCACGCCUCUCUACGCGGGGGGCGGGGCACGUGUCUCGCGCACCUUGGGCAGUGCCCGGCGGAACCACGCCUUUUCCGCUAGCCGCGCGGCCUGGGCUUCCCUCGUGUUUAAAAGAGCUCUUGUGGCUGCUGCUAUCUUAACUCCUGUGCUUGGAGGCCAGACAGUCGAGAUGGCGGCAGAGGUGUUGCCGAGUGCGAAGUGGCUGUAUUGUGGGGCGCCCGCUGGAAGCCAGAGAGCUGUACUGGUCCAGUUCUCCAACGGGAGGCUGCAGAGUCCAGGCAACAUGCGCUUUACCUUGUAUGAGAACAAAGAUUCCACCAACCCCAGGAAGAGGAAUCAACGGAUCCUGGCAGCUGAAACAGAUAGGCUUUCCUAUGUGGGAAACAAUUUUGGGACUGGAGCCCUCAAAUGCAACACUUUGUGCAGGCACUUUGUGGGAAUUUUGAACAAGACCUCUGGCCAAAUGGAAGUAUAUGAUGCUGAAUUGUUUAACAUGCAGCCACUGUUUUCAGAUGAAUCAGUUGAGAGUGAACUGGUACAAGAGAGUCAGACCAAAACUUAUAGAGAAAAGAUGGAUUCUUGUAUUGAAGCCUUUGGUACCACCAAACAGAAACGAGCUCUGAACGCCAGGAGAAUGAACAAAGUUGGCGGUGAUUCUUUGAAUCGUGCAGUGGCUAAAGCUGCAGAGACUAUCAUUGAUACAAAGGGUGUGACUGCUCUGGUCAGUGAUGCUAUCCACAAUGACUUGCAAGGUGACUCCCUCUACCUUCCUCCCUGCUAUGAUGAUGCAGCCAAGCCUGAAGACGUGUAUAAAUUUGAAGAUCUUCUUUCCCCUGUGGAGUAUGAAGCUCUUCAGAGUCCAUCUGAAGCUUUCAGGAACGUCACAUCGGAAGAAAUACUGAAGAUGACUGAGGAGAACAGCCAUUGCACAUUUGUCAUAGACGCACUGAAGUCUUUGCCAUCAAAUGUGGAGAGUCGAGACCACCAGGCCCGACGCAUAUGGUUUUUGGAUACCCUUAUCAAAUUUCGAGCUCAGAAGGUAGUAAAGCGGAAAAAUUCCCUGGGACCUGACAUUCCCCACAUCAUCAACACCAAACUGCUGAAGCACUUUACCUGCUUGACGUACAACAAUGGCAGAUUACGGAACUUAAUUUCGGAUUCUAUGAAGGCGAAGAUUACUGCAUAUGUGAUCAUACUUGCCUUGCACAUAAAUGACUUCCAAAUUGACCUGACAAUGUUACAGAGGGACCUGAAGCUCAGUGAGAAAAGGAUGAUGGAGAUAGCCAAAGCCAUGAGGCUGAAGAUCUCCAAAAGAAGGGUGUCUGUGGCUGCCGGUGAUGAAGAAGAUCACAAACUGGGCACCCUGUCCCUCCCACUGCCUCCCGCCCAGACCUCAGACCGCCUGUCAAAGCGGAGGAAGAUUACCUAGGUGCCUGCUUUCCAGACAGGAGAUUUUGGCUGCAUCAUAGCCACUGGCUGGUCCUAUUCAUUUCCAUUUUUAUUUUUUAAAAAGGAAAGGCUCACACCUGAAAUCCCAGCACUUUGGGAGGUUGAGGAGGGAAGAUCACCUGAGCUCAGGAGUUCGAAACCAAUCUGGGCAACAUAAGGGAGACCUUGUCUCUACUGCAAAAAAUAAAAAAAUAAAAAGUCA
This is a messenger RNA of Callithrix jacchus (white-tufted-ear marmoset), 2112 nucleotides long. It is a transcript of the gene POLR1E, whose product is annotated as RNA polymerase I subunit E. Gene Ontology annotation, biological process: DNA-templated transcription. The record is from RefSeq and is a predicted model, not a curated record. NCBI's taxonomy places the organism in Eukaryota, Metazoa, Chordata, Mammalia, Primates, Cebidae. Gene Ontology annotation, molecular function: DNA binding.